AUGUCAGACUCCAAGUGUCUUUGCGUCCGUUGGGAACAUACCACCAUUGAUGAGGUCCCUGAAUGCCUCGUAGCCCAGAUAGGUGCCUUGGCUCAAGAUCCAAGUUCCUUGCCCGGGCGGCCAGUAGGCCGGUUGGCGGAGAAAGGAGUUGCCUGCCUGCCUUCUAACAGUAGGCACCGGCCGUUGAUGGGGCCGAGGGGUAGACGGGGCACGGUGAACAAGCCAGCUGAAGGGAGAUAA
This is a messenger RNA of Colletotrichum paranaense, 240 nucleotides long. RefSeq lists its product as uncharacterized. The record is from RefSeq and is a predicted model, not a curated record. NCBI's taxonomy places the organism in Eukaryota, Fungi, Ascomycota, Sordariomycetes, Glomerellales, Glomerellaceae. The coding region runs from base 1 to 240 and encodes 79 amino acids. The transcript has 2 exons.